Molecule: messenger RNA, 894 nt
Organism: Nanorana parkeri
Lineage: Eukaryota; Metazoa; Chordata; Amphibia; Anura; Dicroglossidae
Gene: PDCL
Product: phosducin like
Exons: 3
Coding region: 7-894 (295 amino acids)
Biological process (GO): regulation of G protein-coupled receptor signaling pathway
Source: RefSeq, a predicted model, not a curated record
GACACGAUGACGACCCUGGACGACAAGCUGUUGGGAGAGAAGAGCCAAUACUACUACAGCAGCAGCAGCGAUGACGAGGACAGCGAUCAGGAUGGGAACGGGCGUCAGGGCUCGGUCAGAGAAUCGGAGGGGGGCAAAGAGGAGGGAGCCGUCAAUACCGGUCCGAAAGGCGUCAUCAAUGACUGGCGGCGGUACAAACAGAUGGAGACGGAGCAGAACGAGGAGCAGCGCCGGGAGAUGGAGCAGCUCAUUAAGAGGCUUUCCAUGACUUGUAAAUCGCAUCUGGACGAGGAGAAGGAGAAAUGCCUUUCCAUUUGUAAACGUCUCCACUUCCUGUUGCAGAUGACGACGCAGGAGUACAACAUGCUGAACGACGAGGAGGACGAGGAGUUCCUCCAGCAGUACCGGAAGCAGCGGAUCGAGGAGAUGAAGAAGCAGCUCUGCCCGGCCCAGCUCUUCAAGGUGGUCUUCGACAUCGGCAGCGGGGAGGAAUUCCUCGACGUCAUCGACCAGGAACAGAAACACGUGCAGGUGAUCGUCCUGAUCUACGAGGAGCGCGUCCCCGGGGCGGAGGCCGCCAACGGCAGCAUGAUCUGCCUGGCGGCCGAGUACCCCGGGGUCAAGUUCUGCCGGGUGAAAAGCUCCCUGCUGGCCACGAGCGCCAGAUUCACCGCGAACGCCCUGCCGGCCCUGCUGGUGUACAAAGCCGGGGAGCUGAUCGGGAACUUCGUGCGCAUCACCGACCAGCUCGGGGACGACUUCUUCGCCGUCGACCUGCAGGCGUUUCUGCAGGAGUACAGCUUUUUGCCCGACAAGGACAAGGUGCGCGCGGCGAUCCAAAACCCCGCCGUGCAGGGCUACGACAGCGACGACAGCGACUUGGAGAUAGACUGA